UCUGUACUUGAUGUGACAGUGUGCUGUAUUUCGCCGUUAUGUACAGCAUAAAACAAGUAAAUUAGCAGGCUAUCUCACAUAUAAUGAAUGAGCGUUUUUGAAGAAUUGUCUUGUCGACGUGGACCACACUUCAACGACUGUUUUAACGUCAGAGACAGCUGUGUCACCUUGGUGUACUCGAAGGACUAAACCAUCUUUGGAGUCAGUCGAGGGAUGGUGGGCUAUGACCCGGGGUCCAGCAAAGCCGUGCUCAGUCAUGAGGAGGCCGCUUUGGCUGGGUCCGCGGCUGGCAUGGUGACACGCGCUCUCAUCAGCCCACUGGACGUCAUCAAAAUCAGAUUCCAGCUCCAGAUUGAGCAGGUGUCGCGGCAGCGGCAGGAGGGGAAGUACUGGGGCCUGCUGCAGGCCAGCCGCCGCAUCCUGAGAGAGGAGGGCCUCCCUGCCUUCUGGAAGGGCCACGUCCCCGCACAGCUCCUCUCCAUCUGCUUCGGGGCCGUACAGUUUUCCACAUUCGAGGCCCUCACAGAAGUUGUCCACAAGAACUCCUCCUACAGCUGCCAGACCCCGGCUGUCCAUUUUGUGUGCGGGGGGCUGGCAGCAUGUUCUGCCACCGUCGCCUGCCAGCCACUGGACACGCUACGCACUCGCUUCGCCGCCCAGGGAGAGCCUAAAAUCUACCCCAACCUGAGGCACGCUGUGUUCCGCAUGUUCCGUACGGAGGGCCUGUUUACAUUCUACCGUGGCCUGGUGCCAACUCUGGUGGCCGUCUUCCCCUACGCCGGCCUGCAGUUCUUCACCUACAACGUCGUCAAGGGCCUCACCAGCUCCAGAGAGUCCAAAGGGGGUCUCCAGAGUCUGAUGUGUGGCAGCCUGGCCGGGGUCAUCAGUAAAACCCUCACGUACCCCUUUGACCUCUUCAAGAAGAGGCUACAAGUGGCCGGCUUUGAGGAGGCCAGGAAACACUUUGGACAAGUGCGAACAUACCAGGGCUUUGUGGACUGUGUGGCGUCUAUAGCCAAAGAGGAGGGCUUCAGAGGCUUCUUCAAAGGCCUGUCCCCCAGUCUGGUGAAGGCUGCUGUCUCCACAGGCCUCACCUUCUUUACCUAUGAAGCCUUUGUCAAUCUCCUCAUCCGACUAAAGGAACACUGAAAGGAGGAAGAGUAAGGGCUCAAAGGUAGACGUUGAGGACUUGACAAUUUUUUUUUUUUUUACCUACCUCUAAAAUGGUGUGCUGAGUGGAGGGCAAGUGGAGAGUCUGAACAUUUCCGAAUCACGCACAGAUAAGGAGGGCCAUGAUCUUGAAGGGAUGCUGGUCAUGCUUACACACAUCUUCUUAUUCAAGUACCACUUGAUGCACACCAAAAUUAGACCAAUGCAGCAAAAUACUCCUCCAAAACGGUGAACUUUUGUCUAAAUUAAUCAUACAUUGAGAAUGCCUAUGACGUUUAACUAAAUUAGUUCAUGUAGAAAGUAAAAGAGAUCUUAUUUUGGAUGAAAAACAUGGCAAUACAGAUACACUGCAAAAUAAUGUCAAAACACGGAUACAAAGUCACACAAUGAUGGUUAAUCUAACGUGAAGUUCCCAGGCCUUAAAAUAGCUAUUUAAACAAAUGUUCAUAUUUUCUGAAAAUGUAAUGAAUCCUUUUGAGUGGCCUUGUUUGUAGUAUUCCAAGAAGGACUGUGAACAUAUUUUAAGGGUCAUUAAAAUAACCAUUUACUGUAUAUUAUGGCAGUUACCAUAAGGGAGAGGUCCAGGAAAUAUUACCUUAGUCUGGGUCUUACAAAUUGAAAGCAUUUUUUCACCCAUUGUACAUGAGAAGGGCAGUCAUGGUGACGGCAGUGUUCAAGAAAGGGACCAUGCUCACAAUAACAAGCCACUACUGCCCAGUUAACGGCCUGCAAAGAUGGUUUAUAUUGGAAUAUUUGCGUAAAAUUGGUAAACCUGAGGGGGGAAAGGAACAACUGAAGUCCAAGACUUAUUUUUAAAAGAGCAAAUCUUCAGUCCAUGUUCAAUAGGUCUGUUGGGUGUGUUUUUGUUUUUAAAUGUCGUCAAAGGUCAGGCCCAUGCCUCAAACUCAAAUGCAGGUGGCGGCAUCCACAAUUGCCCUGGUUUCCUGACAUUUCUUUACUUUGGUUCAGUGUUUCUACACCACUCUAUAAUCUACCUAUUUUCCUCCUCAUCAUUUAGUCUUCCUCAUAUUAUCAUCUCAGUAUAUUUCUCGGUCAAUGUGACACUUUAUCUGUGUACUACAUCAGGCUUGUACACAGAUCUUUACAUUUAUCAGUGGGGAGGAUGCUUCAGUUUGCUUCAAAUGUUACAAUUCACCUUGUACAUGGGUUUUCAUUUCUAUGUUCUGACAUUUACACAAAAUACUUGUUGUCCAAUAAUGAUGUCUGAAAGCAUACAUUUGUUUAUGGUGCUUAAGUUUUGAAAGUGGACUGAGCCAAAGGCUUUUCAUAUCAAACUAGUAGUUCACGUCCACUCAAGCAUCAUAUUUGAUGCACUAUUAUCAUGCUUUGCUAUUAAUAUGGGUAUGGGUUUGGUUUUUACUUCACUGAGUGCAGUUGCAUGCAUGGAGUGUUCUGAUUUCAGACGGAAUAUUCAGACGGAAUAUUCUCAAUAUUUGGUUUAAACACAAGUUCUGUUUACACAUGUGAAACAGCAGUAUGCAACUGGAAUAUUGAGAAAAUUAAUCAAGACUUAACAUAACUUGUGCGCAAACCUAAUACUGACACCAUUCUGUUUAAAAUUGGACUAUUCUUCGCAUCUAAUUGUGCACUGUCAUAUUAUUCCUUUUGAGUAUCAUCAUACGGUAUUUAUAAUAUUUAUGUAUGUGGACAGACAUUUUUCUGAACUGCUGUAACACCACGUUUUUAUUGUUUACCAUGUGACUCAUAUGCAGUUCCAUGUAAUAGGACAUAUUUUUGUAAAUAAAAUAAUAAAGCCUA
Messenger RNA from Engraulis encrasicolus (European anchovy), 2949 nucleotides. It is a transcript of the gene slc25a19, whose product is annotated as solute carrier family 25 member 19. Lineage: Eukaryota; Metazoa; Chordata; Actinopteri; Clupeiformes; Engraulidae. The transcript has 7 exons. Gene Ontology annotation, biological process: thiamine pyrophosphate transmembrane transport. Gene Ontology annotation, molecular function: thiamine transmembrane transporter activity. The record is from RefSeq and is a predicted model, not a curated record. Gene Ontology annotation, cellular component: mitochondrial inner membrane. The coding region runs from base 214 to 1149 and encodes 311 amino acids.